This is a messenger RNA of Topomyia yanbarensis, 2878 nucleotides long. RefSeq names its product DNA replication licensing factor Mcm2 (gene Mcm2). The coding region runs from base 150 to 2807 and encodes 885 amino acids. The transcript has 4 exons. Gene Ontology annotation, biological process: DNA replication; double-strand break repair via break-induced replication; mitotic DNA replication initiation. Gene Ontology annotation, molecular function: 3'-5' DNA helicase activity; single-stranded DNA binding; ATP binding. Gene Ontology annotation, cellular component: MCM complex; nucleus. Lineage: Eukaryota; Metazoa; Arthropoda; Insecta; Diptera; Culicidae. The record is from RefSeq and is a predicted model, not a curated record.
UCCAAUUUGCGCGCGUAAAAGCGAUGUUUGUUGCUUCUCUCGGUGGUGAAUGAACGUACUUUGUACAUAAUUUCUAUCGACCUGUAUUCAAACGGUAUCGGUAAUAUAUUUCUCGUAGUGGCUUGCUUUCUUAUAUUUUAAACUGCAUCAUGUCGGACAAUCCUAGCUCCCCGCCUCCAAACACCCCGAGUGACAUUGAUCGCCGGAAUUUCCGUUCCGGAAUGACCUCGCCGGUCGGGGAUUUUGAACCUUUCGAAAACGAGGAAGAAAUUCUUGGCGAUAUGACAAUUAGGGAGGAUAAUUACGAUGAAGACGAAGAUGGUGAGGAUUUGUUUGGGGACAACAUGGAAAAUGAUUACCGCCCAGUACCACAUCUUGACCGGUACGAUAUUGAUAAUCUUGACCAGGAAAAUUAUAGCGAUAUCUCGCAAACCGAUCGUGCGGCAGCUGAAGCGGAGAUGCGACGUCGCGAUCGCGCUGCUGGUAUCCACCGAGAUGAUCGUGAGCUUUUUUAUGAGAAGAGUGAUGACGAAGAUGAUAUCCCAAGAGCCAAACGGCGUGCAGCAGAAAAGGCUGCUGAAGGUGAGGUAGAAGAUACCGAGAUGAUCGAGUCCAUUGAAAAUUUGGAAGAUACAAAGGGACACAGUAUAAAGGAAUGGGUUUCUAUGUUGGGACCACGUACUGAAAUCGCUAAUCGAUUCAACAGUUUCUUGCGAACCUUUGUCGACAGCAAGGGUCACUACGUGUAUCGAGAUAGGAUUCGGAGGAUGUGCGAGCAGAAUAAGUCUAGCUUUGUUGUAUCGUAUACUGAUUUAGCUAACAAUCAGCAUGUGUUGGCCUAUUUUCUGCCAGAAGCCCCAUUUCAAAUACUUGAAAUAAUGGAUAAAGUUGCCAAGGAAAUGGUUUUAAGCAUUUAUCCUACUUAUGAACGCGUUACCAACGAAGUGCAUGUUCGCAUUUCUGAAUUGCCGUUGGUGGAAGAAUUGCGUACCUUUAGAAAGUUGCAUCUAAAUCAGCUUGUUCGAACGCUUGGAGUGGUAACCGCUACGACAGGUGUGCUACCGCAGUUGUCUGUUAUUAAAUACGACUGCGUCAAGUGUGGUUACAUAUUGGGCCCAUUUGUGCAGAGUCAAAACACUGAAGUCAAACCUGGCUCUUGUCCCGAGUGUCAGAGCUCUGGUCCAUUUUCGAUCAACAUGGAACAAACUUUGUAUCGUAAUUAUCAAAAAAUAACACUUCAGGAAUCACCUGGUCGUAUUCCGGCAGGGCGAAUUCCUCGAAGCAAGGACUGUGUUCUAUUGUCAGAUUUGUGUGACCAGUGCAAACCAGGUGAUGAAAUCGAAGUUACUGGAAUCUACACUAACAAUUACGAUGGAUCGCUUAAUACUGAACAGGGUUUCCCCGUGUUUGCUACAGUCUUAAUAGCUAAUCAUAUGGUAGUGAAAGAUAGCAAGCAGGUAGUGGCUUCACUUACGGAUGAGAAUAUUUCAACUAUUCAGAAGCUGAGUAAAGAUCCACGCAUCAGCGAACGCAUCAUUCAAAGUAUGGCCCCGUCUAUCUAUGGCCAUGAUUACAUCAAGCGCAGUCUAGCACUUUCACUAUUUGGAGGAGAAGCUAAAAAUCACGGCGAAAAACAUAAGCUCCGUGGUGAUAUCAAUAUAUUGCUAUGUGGUGAUCCAGGAACGGCCAAAUCUCAAUUUCUGAAGUACACGGAGAAAAUUGCGCCACGUGCUGUGUUUACUACUGGGCAGGGUGCUUCCGCUGUGGGUUUAACGGCGUAUGUUCGUCGGAAUCCAACCACUCGUGAAUGGACACUGGAAGCAGGUGCGCUGGUGUUAGCGGAUCAAGGCAUAUGUUUGAUUGAUGAAUUCGACAAAAUGAAUGACCAGGAUCGGACAUCUAUUCACGAAGCAAUGGAACAACAAUCAAUUUCAAUUUCCAAAGCCGGUAUUGUCACUUCACUGCAAGCCCGUUGUGCGGUCAUUGCAGCGGCCAAUCCAAUCGGGGGACGUUACGAUCCGAGUAUGACUUUUUCGGAGAACGUUAAUCUGUCGGAGCCUAUCCUAUCCCGUUUUGACAUUCUUUGCGUAGUAAAGGACGAGUUUGACCCAAUGCAAGAUCAGCAGCUGGCUCGAUUCGUUGUUGGUUCACAUAUAAAACACCAUCCAACAAUGGACGAUGUUAUACCGGAAUCACAACCCACCGAUAGCAUGCAGAUACCCCAGGACCUGUUGAAAAUGUACAUCGUUUACUCUAAAGAAAAUGUUCAUCCAAAGCUUACGAACAUGGACCAGGACAAAAUUGCCAAAAUGUACUCUCAACUUCGCCAGGAAUCUCUUUCUACCGGAUCUCUUCCCAUCACUGUUCGUCACAUCGAAAGUGUUAUCCGAAUGUCGGAGGCCCACGCCCGAAUGCAUCUGCGGGACACGGUCCAGGAUGUAGACGUCAACAUGGCAAUCCGUAUGAUGUUGGAAAGUUUUAUCGAAGCGCAGAAAUUCAGCGUCAUGCAGAAAAUGCGCUCCACCUUCCAAAAAUAUCUGUCUUUCCAAAAGGACCAUUCCGAGCUACUGUUCUUCAUCUUGCGACAGUUGACCCUGGAUCAGUUAGCCUACAUAAGAUGCAAAGAGGGAGCACGGGCAACGCACGUAGAAAUUAUGGAGAAAGAUCUCUCCGAACGUGCAAAGGCUAUUGACAUACACAAUCUGAAAGCGUUCUACGACAGUGAAAUAUUCAAGAAGAAUGGUUUCUCGUACGACGCCAAAAGAAAGACAAUUUUGCAAAUUGUGCCAGAAGCUGCCGAGGUUUGAGUUCAAGUAGUUUUAGUUUAUGUUUCACCGUUGCGUACAAUGCUUUUAUUUUUUUAUAAUGAAAUAAAUCU